Messenger RNA from Panicum virgatum (switchgrass), 695 nucleotides. RefSeq lists its product as uncharacterized. The record is from RefSeq and is a predicted model, not a curated record. The coding region runs from base 86 to 352 and encodes 88 amino acids. Lineage: Eukaryota; Viridiplantae; Streptophyta; Magnoliopsida; Poales; Poaceae. The transcript has 3 exons.
CCUUAAAAAAAACCCACACGGCCUCGCCGCCUCUCUCCGCCGCGAGCUCGCUCCCCUCCCCUCCCCGUCCCCGGCAACGCAAGCCAUGGCGUCGCGCCUCCGCUCCUUCGCGCGCCCCGCCGCCGCGGCCUUCCUCCACUCCGCGGCCAGCCGGAGCCCCGCGGGUUCCCUCCCCCGCUCCCUCGCUGCCGUUCCCAGGGCUCCGGCCGUGGGGCGGCGAAUGGCGCUGGCGCGGUCGCUGCAGCCGCUGCACAGCGCGGUGUCGGCGGCGCGGCUGACGUCGCGGCUGGGGGCGGAGGUGGCCCGGGCCGUGUCGCAGGGUACGCUCUGCAGCUCCUACCCGGGAGUCUGAGUCUGAUACAGUCUACUAAUCUUUGCAACGCUACAAGACGGGUCUCAGUGUCCCUCGAUAAUGAAAGAAACUGCUCCGGAUGGCAGCAGCAGAUAUUUGCAAGACUUGGUUAUCAUCAAUAAUCAUUUUUGUUAAAUUGUUACCUUAUUUAUUCAGGGGCACCCACUUUAUUCUAUAUAUUAGUGGCACACGUUUGACCUUGAACCUUCCUGGUAACAGUUUUUCGUUUGAAUUCCAUAUGAGCUUAAGGUUUCAGAGAACAUAGCUCUCUUUUGUAUACAUACUGGUCGCUUCGGACCAAUUGCUGUUUUUGUCCAUCUCAAGAGCUAACCUAGUUGAUAUC